GGUGAUGUCAGGAAUGGAGGAAACUAAUGUUUUGGCUUAUUUUCAGAGUGGGUUUUUUGGAAACCUGGUGGUUGUUUUAUUUUUAAUUUUUUUAAAAAUAGAAGCUUGCCAAACCUGUUGAAAGAUCAACCUACCUAUUUUGCUUCUAUUUUUGGACCUCCUCCUGCAUUCCCACACCUACACCAACUUUUGAUGGUGUGUACGCUUCCAACGUUUGAAAAUUCAGGGUGGAAAACUUUGAGACACAAAACAAAUACUGUAUAAUUCUCAGAACUCCAGUUCCAGCUUCACAUUCGAUUCACAUUUUUAAUAAUUUGUCCUUGUCAAUCAUGUAAACAUAUAGCCAGUUUUAAUAGUUAUUUUCUCCAGCGGAAAACUAGUGACUGUUGCCGAAAUGAAUGCUGAGUCAUAUUAUGAAUAAAACUAUGCAUAUUUCGUGGAGGAAAUCCAUAACCCAUUGCAAAAACGUAGAUCUUGUGGUUUUCAAAAUUCUUUAUUGAAACCGUCUGCCUUCUUUGAUUAGCUUUGGUAAAUGAUUUUUCUGUCUCUUAAAGGAACAAUCACAGCUGAGAAGCUGUUUACUAUGAUGAUGGAUAAAAGCAUCAAGGUUAUGAUCAUGGAUGCCCGGUGCUUAAAGGAUUACCAGGAAUCCUGCAUUAUGAAUUCUGUUUGUGUUCCACAAGAAGCUAUCAGUCCUGGAGUCACUGCUAACAAGAUUGAAGCUAAACUGCCAGACCCUUCGAAGGAGCCAUGGAAGCAGAGGGUCCAGGUGGAUUAUGUUGUCUUGCUGGACUGGUUCAGUUCAGCAAAGGACCUACAAUUAGGCACAACUUUGCGGAGCCUCAAAGACGCACUUUUCAAGUGGGAAAGUAAAGCUGUGCUACGGAAUGAGCCCUUGGUCCUAGACGGAGGUUACGAGAACUGGCUGCUUUGCUAUCCUCAGUAUACAACCAACGCCAAAGUGGCUGUGCCUCAGCGUGGCCAGAAGGAGAACAUUUCUGUCUCUUUGGACUUUACUUACCCGUCGUUGGAAGAACCGGCUCCGGCUCCGGCUCCUCCACCGGUUGUCUAUGUCAGGCCCUCCGUGGUAGAAGCACCUGAAAAACCGGACAUCGCAAGCGAGCAGGAGAAGAAAAUGGAUGUAUUUAGAUCGCUAAUUCCUAGCGGAACCAUUGCUGCUGCACCGACUGGCAUUCUUAGCCAGCCAAUCUCGGCCAUGAAGGUUAUUCCUCAGGUUGAUCGUAGCAAAAAACCCUCAGCAAAAAUUCCCGAGGACCAAAAGGCAAAGGCCGAAAGCCCAGCGAAGGUGAAGCCACUAACUUCCAACGGGAAGCUAGUUCCGGAUCGCUCCACAAAGCCGUCGCUGGAUACGAAGCCCAGCCUAACGGACGAAGAGAGGAGCCCCGGGCACGUGAGGAAGGCGACGGCGGCAGGAAAAAACGAGGGAGAAAAAGAAGAGGCAGAAGAGCUGAGAGAGGCCCAGAGACGGGAAAGAGCAGAAAAGAGAGCCAGCGAGGACCACGGAGACUGGGAAGGCCGAGAAAAUCUCCAGAGGUUUAAAGAAGACCAAGAGAAGAAAGAGAAAGAACAGCCCGCCAAAGGGGUCGACCGGAAGCAAGAUCUGGAGAAAGUCCCCAGAGAUUCGGCUGAGGUGAAAAAGAAAAGUAUGGCUGGGAACGAAAGCCCUGAGAUGAGGAAAGCCGACCUGGACAAAAAUACGGCCGGAGAAAAGGAGAAAAUUGUCUGGACCCCCGAAACACAGAAGCGCAGAUUUGAUGAGGAAUCCCAAGGGCCUCUGAGGGGGGAUUUUGGCUUGAACAAGUCCCAACGAGAACCAUUAACCAGAGCCCGGAGUGAGGAGAUGGGCAGGAUUAUCCCAGGGUUGCCCCAUGGCUGGGCCAAGUUUCUGGAUACAGUCACCGGGACUUUUCGGUACUACCACUCGCCCACCAAUUCAGUCCACAUGUACCCACCGGAAAUGACUCCCUCGGUUACUCCGCCCACUACUCCACCGACUCACAAGCCGAAGCCUCCGUCUGCCGAUCUGCGGGACAGGGAACACUCCAAACUGAAGCGCUCGUACUCUUCCCCAGAUAUCACUCAGGCCAUCCAAGAGGAAGAGAAGAAAAUGAUUCCCACUCCGACUGUUAAUCGUGAGAAUAAGCCUGUGUGCUAUCCCAAAACAGAAAUUUCCAGGCUUUCGGCCUCACAGAUCCGCCAUCUGAAUCCUGUGUUUGGUGGGAUGGGACCUGCUCUGACUGGCCUUCGUAAUUUGGGAAAUACUUGCUAUAUGAAUUCAGUGCUGCAGUGUUUGUGCAAUACCCCGCACCUGGCUGAUUAUUUCAACAGGAACUUCUAUCACGAAGAUAUCAACCGGUCUAACUUUUUGGGGUACAAAGGAGAAGUAGCUGAGGAGUUUGGCAUCAUAAUGAAAGCUCUGUGGACCGGGCAGUACAGAUACAUCAGCCCCAAAGACUUCAAAAUCACCAUUGGGAAGAUCAACGAACAGUUUGCUGGGUACAGUCAGCAAGAUUCUCAAGAAUUACUCUUGUUCUUAAUGGACGGCCUUCACGAAGACUUAAAUAAAGCGGACAAUCGAAAACGCUACAAAGAGGAAAAUAACGAUCACCUGGAUGACUUCAGAGCAGCUGAUCUUGCCUGGCACAAGCACAAACAGCUGAACGAAUCGAUUAUCGUGGCCCUCUUUCAAGGCCAGUUCAAAUCCACAGUGCAGUGUCUGACGUGUCACAAAAAAUCACGGACUUUUGAGGCCUUCAUGUAUUUAUCGUUGCCGCUGGCCUCCACCAGCAAGUGCAGCCUGCAGGAAUGCCUCAGAUUAUUUUCCAAAGAAGAAAAGCUGACAGAUAACAAUCGGUUUUAUUGUAGCCAUUGCAAAACCCGAAGAGAUUCCCUGAAAAAAUUAGAAAUAUGGAAGUUGCCACCGGUCCUUUUAGUACAUUUGAAAAGGUUUUCAUACGAUGGGCGGUGGAAACAGAAGCUUCAAACAUCUGUUGAUUUCCCCUUGGAGAACCUUGACCUGUCACAAUACGUCAUUGGCCCCAAGAGUACUUUGAAGAGAUAUAACCUGUUUUCAGUAUCUAACCAUUAUGGAGGGCUGGACGGUGGACACUACACAGCUUACUGCAAGAGUGCUGCCAAGCAGCGAUGGUAUAAAUUUGAUGAUCACGAAGUGUCCGACAUUUCUGCAUCCUCAGUGAAGUCUUCAGCUGCUUAUAUUCUCUUUUAUACAUCUUACGAACAACGGGCUGCAGAUGUAGCCACUUAAAGGAAGGACUGAAAGAUACGGGCUGCAGAUGUAGCCACUGAAAGGAAGGACCAGGGUAUGCAUUAGUUGGUUGAUAAAUUACUGAGCUGAGACCAAUGUAGAGUUGCCUGAAGAAGGGCUGCAGCAGUUCCUUAUCCAAAAAUGUAUUUUAGUGCUAGUGCUGAAAAUUAAAUUAUUAACUCUGCUGCUUCGUAUGGAAUAAUAUGUUUCAAAUCGACUUAUUUGUAGCUACGCUUGAAAAUUAUAAAUCUUGCUUAGUCCUUUGAAAAGUGUUUAAAAAGUUGGAUUCGAGAUAUCCUAAAAUUCAAAGCGUAUCUUUCUUUCCUCUUUCCCACGUUUAUGGCCUUUUCACACUAACCUUAAAGCUUGAUUCUACUGUGAAUACCUUAGUCAGAGAUAAAGAUUGGAAUGUACGUGUACAUACCGAUUGCAGAAUUGCACAUCCAACAUGUAUAUAAUAAAGAAAUCCAAUCCUUUGACAAGAA
Messenger RNA from Pseudonaja textilis, 3771 nucleotides. Lineage: Eukaryota; Metazoa; Chordata; Lepidosauria; Squamata; Elapidae. The record is from RefSeq and is a predicted model, not a curated record.